Molecule: messenger RNA, 3746 nt
Organism: Patella vulgata (common limpet)
Lineage: Eukaryota; Metazoa; Mollusca; Gastropoda; Patellidae
Product: neprilysin-4
Exons: 23
Coding region: 252-2549 (765 amino acids)
Biological process (GO): protein processing
Cellular component (GO): plasma membrane
Molecular function (GO): metalloendopeptidase activity
Source: RefSeq, a predicted model, not a curated record
GUAGCUAUGUUAGUUAGUGACAUGACGACAUGUCAGUGACAUAUAUCAAUAUAUAACUAGACCUACUUAUUUCCUAUAAAACACUGCGAUAUCAGCCCGAGGUAGAAGCGAACGUUAACCUCAGCCAGUGAACCAACCGUAUAAAACACGGGGUCUUGAAUAUACGAGUUAACUUGAUUAAGUUGGAUUAAAACAUCAAGUCGUUCGGAUUUACAAAUCUAAAAAAACAAGAAAAGGAUAUUUAAAGUAAAAUGGCUUCUAAAUAUUCGCCAGAAAAUGGCGGAAGUGUUACAGGAAGUAAAAAUAUUUUGGUAGCCUCACCAGAGACGAUAAGAUUUGAAGAAGGUGGUUGGUGCAGUAGACGAUCGACUCUAGAGAAAUGGUUGAUGUGUAUCAUAUUUCUAGCUUGUGCCGCCAUCAUUGGUCUUGUUAUAGCGUUUGUAAUUAAUACAAAACCUCAAUCAACAUCAACAACCCCGUCCUCAGCAUCGUCAUCAGCAGAUGGUGUGUGUUUGACGCCGGACUGUAUACGUGUAGCUACCCGGAUAGUUGAUGCUAUAGACUCUACCAUCAAGCCGUGUGACGAUUUCUACAGUUAUGCCUGUGGUAACUGGAAGAGGAAACAUGUAAUACCGGAAGACAAAUCUAGUUAUGGCAGUUUUACUCUCGUAAGCGAGGACGUACAGAUUAUUCUUAAAAAUUUAUUGGAAAUAACAAUAGACCCAUCCGAUCUGGAAUCUCUUCAAAAGGCAAAAAUCUUGUAUGCAUCAUGUUUAAAUGAAACAAGGUUAGAAGAAUAUGGUAUACAACCAUUAUUGGAUUUCUUACCGCGUGUUGGUGCCUGGCCAGUUAUCUCCCCCAAUUGGUCAGAUAAUGGCUACAGUCUGGAAAAUCUUCUGGUUGGUUUAGCCAAAUACAAUAACUUCCCCAUCAUUGACAUGGGGGUUUAUGCAGAUCAAAAGCAGUCAGAUGUAAAUAUUUUAUAUUUAGAUCAACCAGGAUUUGGAAUGCCGGGUCAGAAGUACUAUCUUAAAGGACGAAAUGAUACAAUGGUCAAGGCGUAUGAAGAUUUGGCAUCAAAAGUAGCCGUGCUGCUAGGUGCUAACGAGACGACAGCUAAGCAAGAUAUGAUGGAUAUGGUGGAUUUUGAAUGGAAACUUGCAAAUAUAAGCGUACCAUCAGAACAAAGAAGAGAUUCUGAGAAACUUUAUAACAAAAUGACUAUAGAGGAUUUUAUGAGCAACUACACACAUUUCGAUUGGUUAACCUACAUACAAGGAAUCAUGUCUCAACCUACCAUCAAUAUCAAUAUAACACAAGAUGAACCAGUCAUCAACUACUCGCCACCAUAUUUUGAUAAACUAUUUGCUGUACUGGGAGAAACAUCGCCCAGAACCGUGACAAAUUAUGCAAUAUGGAGAAUAGUUAAAAACAGAAUAACUUCCCUGACCAAACAGUUCAGAGAUUUAUUAUUACAGUACGGAAAAGUAUUAUCCGGUACAUCAUCUGUUCCAGCCAGAUGGAAGACAUGUGUAUCCUAUACUGGUAGAUCGUUAGGUAAAGCUGUUGGACGAGGUUUUAUCAAAGAGGCUUUUGAUGAAGAAGCUAAAGCAGACAUGUUGAUGAUGAUCAGUAAUCUACAAAAAUCAUUUAAUAAUUUACUGCAAACUAACGACUGGAUGGAUGAGACUACUAGAACAAGCGCCAAGGAAAAGUCUGAUGUUAUUGGAAAUAAAAUAGGUUACGAGGAGCGCAUUCUAAAUGAUACAUAUUUGAAUAGUUUAUAUGAGAAUUAUACGUAUAACGAAGAAGAAUAUUUCGGGAAUAUUGUCGGUAAUAUACAAGAAUCAGCAGCCUACAAUAAGAGGCAACUACGACUUCCGGUGGAUAAAACCAAAUGGCACAUCUCCCCUGCCACAGUUAACGCUUACUACUCGGGAAACAAUAAUGAGAUAGUGUUUCCGGCAGGAAUUCUACAGCCGCCAUUUUAUCACAAGAACUUUCCCCAAUCUAUCAACUAUGGGGGUAUUGGUGUUGUUAUAGGGCAUGAAAUAACGCAUGGUUUUGAUGAUCAAGGUCGACAGUAUGACAAAAGUGGUAAUUUACGACAAUGGUGGACAGAUGACGUCAUAACAAAGUUUAAGAACAAGGCCCAAUGCGUCAUUGAUCAAUAUGGCGGCUUUACUGUUCCAGAGGCCGGCAUCCAGAUAAAUGGUAUUAAUACCCAGGGUGAGAAUAUAGCAGAUAAUGGUGGAUUAAAACAAAGCUUUCAGGCAUAUCGUAAUUGGGUAAAACAGAGAGGAAAAGAAGAAAUGGUUUUACCGGGAUUAGAUUUUACGCCAAAUCAACUUUUCUUUAUCAAUUUUGCUCAGAUAUGGUGUAGCAACAUGAGAAAGGAGAGUGCUAUAAAUAGAAUUUUAACAGGUGUUCACAGUCCCAACAGAUUCAGAGUUAUAGGAACAUUACGAAAUUCUGUGGAGUUUGCUGAAGCUUUUAGUUGUCCGGCUAGCAGUUUCAUGAAUCCAGAGAAAAAAUGUAAAGUCUGGUGAAAUCACAAUUUCUAUCCUAACUACUCACCACGAUCUCCUUUAAAUAAAUAUAUAAUUUUGUAUUACUAUUUUGUCUCGGUAGAAGCUGACGUGCCACUAGGUGGAUUUCGUUCAGUUACUUAUUUUGUAUGUCCUUUUCAAGUUAUUGUUAGCAAUUGGCUUAGUUCAAAAUAAAAUAUCGAAUUGUGUUAUUCUGAUAAUAUAAUGUUAUAUAAUGCACUAAGAUGUAAUACUUUACAUGUACAAGUAAUAUGUAAUAGUACAUUUUGUAACAUUAUACUGUGGUGUAAUAGGGUAUAAUGUAAUAAAAGUUGCAUGUAAUAGUACAUUUUGCAACGUAAUGUUAUACAAUGGUAAGGCACUUUCUGUUUGGAAUUUAGAGGGGACCUUUUGCCCAUUUAACCACGCUUGAAUCAUAAGAACAACUCGACGCAGCAGCUUGGUACUGCUAGAUGUUGAAUGUAAUGUAAGUGGAAUUAAUAGUACAUUUUGUAACGUAAUACUGUAGCAUAAUAAUACAAUAUUACAUGAUGUAUUAAGAUGGUUAGAUCUAUUUGAUAAGGCCAACUACAAGUUUGGUCAAAGGUCAAUAGAUGUAAACAGGGCUAAUCCCUACCCCAACACUGGCCCUAAUGAUUAUCCUAACCCUAACCUACAAUCUCGUCAACAAUCACGUGCCCUAACCUUAGUUACAUCUCAACGACCUUGAGAUCGUUGAGCUGGCCUUAACCAAUAGAUUUAGUCGUAUUAAGAUGUAAUAUUUUGAGAUAAACACUUCCUGUUUCGAAAGAACCAUAACAACCCGACGCCACAAGUAAGUGGCAUUAAUAGUACAUUUUGUAGCGUAAUAAUAUAAUGUUAUAUACACUAACUAUUUCAAAUUCAUCAAUGUUUUAAUCAUUAGUACAACUCGACACAGCAUGUCAAUAGUAAUACUCUAAUAAUAUUAUGUUAUAUAAUGUCCUAAGAUGUAAUAAUGUAUAAGUGACAUGUAAUAGUACAUUUUGUAACGUAGCAUAAUAAUAUUUAUAUAAUACUAUGAUAAAUACUGAGUGAUAAUAUAUUUGUAACGUGAUUCAAAAUGUAAUUACAUGUAUGUAAUGUAAUAAUACAUUGUAUGGAGUUCAUAUAAUUUAACACAAAACUCAUUUUAUAAUGUAAAUACUCUUAUUGUAUUAUUAAAUAUAUUAUUUCAUA